Molecule: messenger RNA, 2238 nt
Organism: Coccomyxa subellipsoidea C-169
Lineage: Eukaryota; Viridiplantae; Chlorophyta; Trebouxiophyceae; Coccomyxaceae
Exons: 4
Coding region: 1-2238 (745 amino acids)
Source: RefSeq, a predicted model, not a curated record
AUGUGGACCGCGCUGAUCUGCCGGAGCUGCGCCGAGCUGAACUGCGCGGAGGGCGCCUGCACGGACGGCUUUGGCUGCUCCGCGUGCCCGGCCGGUUUUGGCAUAUCCUCCUCCGAGCCGCCGCUCGCGUGCACUGUGCGCUGCCCGCCACACUGCACCGACUGUGACAAUGUCGGUAGCGCCGAUUCACGAUCUGAUGGCGGCCGCUGCAACGCCUGCUCGCAGGGCUACAUGCUGACAGAGAACGGCUUCUGUGAGGAGGAGGGCAUCAGCGCCAGCGCUCGUGGCGCCACCCUGCAGCAGCAGCGGUCUCUGCUGCCUGAUCCCCUGAACUUCCUGGCACGGCUGGUGCCUGGCAUGGCGCACAUAGACCCCACAGCAGAUGCAGCAUCUCAGGCCGACCAGGAACGGAGCAUAUAUCUGACAGCAGCUGCACUCCGGCAGGACUUGCAAGCAGCCCUCCCGCUGCAGCUGGCGCAAGCCGUCAGCAGCGAGCAGCCGGCGCUGGUUAACUUCAAUGACUUUGACACAGCUUCCCUGCAGCGCGCAGCUUCCUCGCAGCAGGAACCUGCCCAGAGUGUGUUCUGGCUGCAGUGGCCAGCAGUGCCGCCUGUGAAGGGCUGCCUGCAGCAUUUCCUACGCAGCCUCCUGCAGGCCUUCAUGCCCAGCGGGCUGAUGGGCAGUCCAGGAGAAACCAGCGAUGAGCCAGCAACAGACGGUGAAUCUGUGAGGGACCAAAUGAUAAGGAUGAGGUGGUGGGAGCAAAUGCCGAAGUGGGAAACAGAGGAGGAGGUCUGGAUCAAGGAGCACGGGAAUGCCCCCAGCAGGAUGGACCCUGAGCAACAGCAGCAGCUCACAGCAGCGCAAGAUACAACAAAAAACGCCCAGGCCGCAGAACAAACCAGCAGUCAGGAAGAGGACCCAAGGGAAGCUACGCUCAUGAACACGCUCCUGGGCUUGGCUGAGCCGCAAGGCGGUGAGUCACUCUCAGUCGAGCACGAGUCAGCCUUGCAGCCGGCUGAGCAGGGCGUGGUGAAGCUAUCAGAGGCCCAGCCGCUUGGAAAAGCAUGGACAGGGCUCACAGCCAGCAUGCUCAAGCCGGCACUUGACGCAAGCCAAGUCUCAGAAAGAACACAGCAGGACAUGCACGGCGCAGCUGCCGUGAAGCUGACGGACCCGCAGCCGCUCGGUGACGCGUGGUCCAGCCUGACCGCCGCCAUGCUUCGCGCAUCGCCUGAUCGGGACACGAUGACUAAUCAGGCGGCGGCGGCGACGCCAGCGCAGGAGGGCGCCAGCGAGGCGGUGCUGACGUCAGUGUCAGAGGAGCCGCGCACGGCGGUGGUCAGUCGGGACGCUGUGGCGGCUGCGGCGCGCGAGCUGGCGGCCAACACCGGCAUCAGCAAGGACGCCGCUCUAGACCGGGCCGUCUCCGCCGUGCUGCAGGCCGGCAGCUACGCGGCACCCGACCUUGACCCACUCUGGAGUAACCGGCGCUACGGCCCUGCAGACACUGAAAGUGCAUGGGACACGGACGUUCUGAGAGCGGGGGGUGAUGGAGUGUCAGCCGCGACCAUGGCUGUGCCUCCGCAGUCAGGGCCUCCGCUAGAAGUGCAGCGGAGGGGCGUGAUCAGCAGGGUGCUUGAUGACAUCAGCGGCGCUGUCAGAAGUGCAGUCGCUGCCCUCAGCAGGCACUUUGCGGGCCAGCUUUCUACCGCUGACAGUGAGCACCUUGUGCCCGGUGUGUCUGUUAUUGAUUUAGCAGAGGAAGAGCUCGACACAGCCAGCAGAGAAGCUGCAGCAGGCGCCGCCGGGAAUUUCCCGGCAGCUGCGCUCGGGCGGCUGCAGGUAGCGGCCGAGGCGGUCGUGCGCGCGCAUGCCGAUGCGCCAGACGAUGCCAUCACCGCACAACCAGAUCGCGCAGAUUCUCCUCGGCCCCUCGCAUAUGCCUCUGGCAGGGGUGCUGCCUCUGCUGCAGUCCCAAACGUCUUAAUCAAGGAUGAGGCCACCUCUUCAGAGGCGAUCAUUGUGCCGGGCAUGGCGGCGGCUGCAGAGGUGGCGGCAGGCACGGACCCCUCUCUAAUGUCUGACAUGGCCGUACCCGUCCAGCAGCUGCCUCAGAAGGCGGAAGCUGCUGGCGUCAGCGCCAACAGCAUCAACAAUAAGAUUGAUGAAAAAGAUGUCCAGGGUGACCGUGGCCUGGCUGAAUAUGCUUACGCAGACCCCUCGCUGAUGUCUUGA